Messenger RNA from Arabidopsis arenosa, 1621 nucleotides. NCBI's taxonomy places the organism in Eukaryota, Viridiplantae, Streptophyta, Magnoliopsida, Brassicales, Brassicaceae. The record is from the annotation of a GenBank genome assembly.
AAGAAAGAGAUUCCUUCGCUAUUCUAUCGGCCACUCCAUUUCUUUCUCGCCUCGUAAACGUGAACUUCACCUCUUCAAAAUACUGGUUUUAGUAAUUUUGUCAAUGGCAAAUCUUUGGAAGAAGCAGAAAUUGAGAGAUACGGGUUUAUGUCGUUUAGGGAUUCUAUUUGCAGUUACUGUCUCUAUAGUUCUGAUGUUGGUGUCUGUACCUAGAACUGCUUUGAAUGGUUCUUCUAUUGACGAUGAUUUGGAUGGUUUGGAUAAAGAUUUGGAAGUUAAGCUUAAUGCUUCUUUGCUAAGUGUAGCUAGAGGUAAUAGAAUGUCGCUUAGUUUGCAUAGAAGGAACCAUUUUUCGCCGAGGAAUUUGGAUCUGUACCCGGAUUUGGCGAAAGAUCGUGUGGUUAUCGUCUUGUAUGUGCAUAAUCGGGCUCAGUAUUUUCGAGUAACUGUGGAAAGUUUGUCAAAGGUUAAAGGGAUAAGUGAGACAUUGUUGAUUGUUAGUCAUGAUGGUUACUUUGAAGAGAUGAAUAAGAUUGUGGAGAGUAUUAAGUUUUGUCAGGUGAAACAGAUAUUCUCGCCUUAUUCGCCUCAUAUAUUUCGAACUAGUUUCCCCGGUGUGACCCCAAAUGAUUGUAAGAACAAGGGUGAUGAGGUAAAGACGCAUUGUGAAGGCAAUCCGGAUCAGUAUGGGAAUCAUCGGUCUCCUAAGAUUGUAUCUUUGAAGCAUCACUGGUGGUGGAUGAUGAACACGGUAUGGGAUGGGUUGGAAGAGACUAAAGGACAUGAGGGUCAUGUCCUUUUCAUCGAAGAAGAUCAUUUUCUGUUUCCUAAUGCCUAUCGUAAUAUACAGACUCUCACGAGGCUGAAACCCGCAAAAUGUCCUGACUGUUUUGCUGCUAAUUUAGCGCCGUCUGAUGUGAAGUCAAGAGGAGAAGGGCUUGAAAGUUUGGUUGCAGAGAGAAUGGGAAAUGUCGGGUAUUCUUUUAAUAGAAGUGUGUGGGAGAAUAUACACCAGAAGGCAAGAGAGUUUUGUUACUUUGAUGAUUACAAUUGGGAUAUAACGAUGUGGGCAACGGUUUUCCCCUCGUUUGGCUCCCCUGUUUACACUUUGAGAGGGCCUAGAACCAGUGCGGUCCACUUUGGAAAAUGUGGGUUGCAUCAAGGUAGAGGAGAUGAGGGUGAUUGCAUCGAUAAUGGGGUUGUAAACAUCGAAGUCAAGGAAACAGAUAAAGUUGUGAACAUAAAAGAAGGAUGGGGAGUUCGGGUGUAUAAGCAUCAAGCGGGUUAUAAAGCUGGUUUCAAAGGUUGGGGAGGUUGGGGCGAUGAAAGGGACCGACAUUUAUGUUUGGAUUUUGCCACUAUGUAUCGUUCCAGCAGUAGCAGUGCAUCUCCAUGAAUCUUUAAAGACUUCCAAGUAAAUUUGGUAAUAUAAUCAGUAACUUUUUGAGGGAUUGUUUUCUUUUAAUGUGCUUUAUGACUCGAUUGGCCUCGGGUCUUGUUGUAUUUUUGAUUGGUAUGCCUUGUUUGUAUCACCUAAAGUAUUUCACUUUCUAUACAAGCUUCUGUCUCCUUUUUUAUUUAUUGGAAAAUAGCUUCAAAGUAAUGAAAUCUUAAGGCACUG